AAUAUACAUACAGUUGUUCAGUUGUUAUUUAGACACCGAUAAGCUCUGAUCGUGUGGUUCUUAUAACUAAUAACCAGAUUUUUAACAAAAACGAACAUGGAAAAGUGGAAUGGAAAAGUUGCUAUAGUAACAGGCGCUUCUUCUGGGAUCGGAGAGGAGACUUGCAAACAACUGGUUGAAAAAGGAAUGAUUGUUGUUGGUUUUGCUAGAAGAGAAGAUAAACUUCAGGUGUUAGAAAAGGAUUUAAAAGGAAAACUAGGCAAAUUUUAUUACCUUAAAGUUGACUUGUGUUCAGAAGAAAACAUUUUGGAAGCAUUUAACUGGGUAAAGACAACAUUAAAAUCUGUCGAUGUACUUGUUAAUAAUGCAGGUGUCUGGAAGCAUAGUGAUUUAUUGGGAAACACGAAUGAUUGGAAACAAAUGUUUGACACUAAUGUCAUAGGUGCUAGUAUUUGCAGCAGAGAGGCCAUAAAAAUCAUGGAGGAAAUACAAAUCAAAGAAGGUCACAUAAUAAAUAUUAACAGUGUCGCAGGUCAUUACACAUUUCCACUCUUGAAAGAUAUUUCAAUUUAUGGCGCUACAAAACAUAGUAUCACUACAAUUACAGAGUAUUUAAGAGAACUGACGGGCAUGAAAAAUUUACCUAUAAGAGUCACGAGUAUUAGUCCGGGUGCAGUAGAAACCGAAAUGACUGAAGAUUUUAGUAAAAUGGAAGGCGUGAAAAUGUUGAAAUCUAUUGACAUUGCUGAAGCUAUUAUGUAUGCGUUGAGUGCACCACAGCGUGUUAACGUUUCCGAAAUCAUCAUAAGACCAACAAGCGAGAAUACGUUAUCUUUUACGAAAAAACUUGUAGAUAUACUUUAGGAUUAAUAUAUAUCUGUAAUUCAAACUUCAUGUAUAAAUAAUAGAAGUUUAUAUUUCACUGUUUAAAAAUAAAUAUUUAUUAUGAUAUAUCCAUGUAUAUCAUAUUAUAGAUAAUAUUUAUUAUAUAGCUGAUACAAAAU
Molecule: messenger RNA, 1004 nt
Organism: Rhopalosiphum maidis (corn leaf aphid)
Lineage: Eukaryota; Metazoa; Arthropoda; Insecta; Hemiptera; Aphididae
Product: farnesol dehydrogenase-like
Exons: 6
Coding region: 97-864 (255 amino acids)
Source: RefSeq, a predicted model, not a curated record